UUGACAAGAAAUUUAAAACAAUCAACAAACAAACUUUAUAAAAACUUUAAAAUAUUUCAUUCACUCCACGAUCUUGAGCAUAAUUGAGUGCAAUGUUAACGUAUGAUGAAAUUAAUUCACUGGCCCUUAAUUUUAUAUGCGGAAAUGUUAGUCAAAUAUGUAGGUUAUGUUUUUCAUCAACAGUAACAAAAAAGGUACACCUUGAAGAUAGUAUAUCAGUAUCUACAACGUAUGGCGAUGAAAAUAUAACGUAUUCUAAAAUGUUUUCAGAUUUAGGAGUGACUUCAGAAACAUUACUACCACAGAUGCUUUGUGAAAACUGUGCAUUGACUACUGUAAAGAGUUACGUAUUUUUUAAGCUUUACCAAUAUUCAACAGAAAAAUGGAACGCAAUUCUUAAUAUCGUCAAUGACAAUCUUGAUAAAUCUAGUAACCAAAAGCAGGAUAUUCAAAGUAUAUUUUUAAUCAUAAACAAAACUGAAAAUAUUUUAUUCCAAAGUCGCUCACAAUGUGUAAAGAAGAAUAAGAGAGUGGCAUUGAUGAAAUUCAGGGGUAUUGUAAACAGGCACAGAUCAUUAAAGAAAAAAGAAACAACAUUAAAUGUGGCUUGUUCAUUUUGCAAUAAAACUUUUAAUAACCUUAUAAUAUUAAUGAAACAUAUGAAAGAACAUAACCGAUUAUCUCAUCCAUGUACCCAUUGUCCAAAAAAAUUUUCAAAUGCCUUUCUAUUGAAGGAACACGAGGAACGUAUGCACAAUCUAAAAUUGUUAAAAUGCAACCAAUGUACUGAGAAAUUUAGCACACAUAGACAGCUAAAAUUACAUUUGCGAUUCUACCAUGUGGAAGUUUCGUGUAAUAUAUGUUUAUUGAAAUUCAAAUCAAGGAAAGAAUUGAGGCCCCAUUUGAAUAACCACAGCCUUCUUGAAUGUGGGAUGUGUCAAAAGAAAUUUAAAAACCGACAAACCUAUAAGCGACAUAUAAAAACUUGUAACAAAGAUAAUCAACUACAAUUUAUAUGUGAUAUAUGUAACAAAAUUUAUGCACAUAAGAGUACUCUCAGGACUCAUAUAUCAACUGAUCAUGAUUUUGGACAGGCACUCACAUGUCAAUGGUGUAAUAAGAAAUUUGACGCUCUGAGUAAGCUGAAGAGUCACGUGGUGAAGCACACAAAAGAAAAGAAUUUCCAAUGUGACAUUUGUGGGGGUAAAUUUGUGUCGAAACCAGCUUUACUGUACCACACAAGAUUGCACACUGGGGAAACACCAUAUCCAUGUGAUUUAUGUGGUCAAAGCUUUCUGUCGGCAUCCAGAAGAAUGGCUCAUAAGAAAAGAAAACAUUUUGGGCCCACUGAAGAAUGUCAUAUAUGCAAUACGAAAUUUUUCACAGGAUUUCAGUUACGUAAACAUGUUCAGAGACAUUCAAACCCACAUAGCAAACUUUAUGUUGCAAAUGAUGAAGAGUGAUGUAUUUGUUUGUGACAAUAAUAAUACUUUUUUUCUCAAUAUUAUACAACAUUUCUGCCUGUAAUGCAAAUUGUUUUACUGGCCUAGAUUAAUAAAUAGCCUAUUUUGUCAUGGAAUUUACAGGGUAUGUUAAAUUGAAAUGUUUUUGCAAAUGAUAUCCAGUUAAUAAUU
Messenger RNA from Zerene cesonia (dogface butterfly), 1634 nucleotides. RefSeq names its product zinc finger protein 652-like. Gene Ontology annotation, biological process: regulation of transcription by RNA polymerase II. Bases 93 to 1463 code for a protein of 456 amino acids. Gene Ontology annotation, molecular function: chromatin insulator sequence binding. Gene Ontology annotation, cellular component: chromosome. The transcript is spliced from 2 exons. The record is from RefSeq and is a predicted model, not a curated record. Lineage: Eukaryota; Metazoa; Arthropoda; Insecta; Lepidoptera; Pieridae.